Oxyura jamaicensis (ruddy duck) is the source of this 5343-nucleotide messenger RNA. It is a transcript of the gene WWP1, whose product is annotated as WW domain containing E3 ubiquitin protein ligase 1. Gene Ontology annotation, biological process: ubiquitin-dependent protein catabolic process. The transcript is spliced from 25 exons. NCBI's taxonomy places the organism in Eukaryota, Metazoa, Chordata, Aves, Anseriformes, Anatidae. The record is from RefSeq and is a predicted model, not a curated record. Gene Ontology annotation, molecular function: ubiquitin protein ligase activity; protein binding. The coding region runs from base 535 to 3309 and encodes 924 amino acids.
CGUCUCCCCGCCGCGCCGCCCGACUUGGUUCAGCCCGGGGCAGGCGCUCGGCAAAAGCCCUGUCCCCCUCCGGGAGCCUCUGUUCGGACCCUCCUUUCUCCUUCCCUCCCUCCGUCCCUCCCAGCGCCGCUGCGCACUGCCGGGCUCCGAACGGGCCCUGACGGCCGGGCAGCGGCGGCUGCUCCGCCACGGUUCCCGCAGCCCGUGCCCGGGGCGCGCACACGAGGCUGGCUCGGCCGUUGGGGGCGCGCCGCGGCGGCGGGAGGGGGGUUGCUGUGGGCGAGCCGCCGCUGCCGCGGUGAGAUGGCAUCAUCCUGCGCGGCGGCCGAGGGGUGAGGAGGAGGAGGAGGAAGGCGAAGGAGGUGGGGGGAGGAGGAGAAGGAGGCGGCAGCUGCGAGGCUGCGAGCCACGAUAUCCAGAGGAGCAGGCCCCACAUGGGCAGAACUUUGUCAUGAGGUUGUUUCAGAAAGUGUCUUGUGGGCUGCCUUGGGCAUGAGGACUGGGAGACCAGAGGCUAAAGCCUAAGCCUCUGACAUGGCCACAGCCUCACCAAGAUCUGAUACAAGUAACAACCAUAAUGGCAGGUUACAGAUGCAAGUAACAGUUUCUAGUGCCAAACUGAAAAGGAAAAAGAAUUGGUUUGGAACAACUUUCUACACGGAAUUAACUGCAGAUGGAGAAAUCAAGAAAACAGCAAAAUCAAGUAGCUCUUCAAAUCCAAAGUGGGAUGAACAGCUGACAGUGAAUGUGACUCCACAGACUACGCUGGAAUUUAGAGUGUGGAGCCAUCACACUUUAAAAGCAGAUGCUUUAUUAGGAAGAGCCACUGUAGACUUGAGACAAGCUUUGGAAAUACACAAUAGAAAAUUGGAGAAGGUGAAAGAACAGUUGAAACUAUCUUUGGAAAACAAGAGUGGCAUGGUGCAAACAGGUGAACUGACAGUUGUGCUAGAUGGUUUGGUUGUUGAACAAGAAUCUCUUACAAAUAUCAGUUCACCAGCAACCAUAGAAGUCCAGCAAAAUGGUGAAGCUGUGCAUGAAAACAGAGAUGUUUCAGCAAGAAGUACAAUAAGAUCUGCUUGUGAUAUUUCUAAUGGUUUAGACAAUCAAGUACCUUCAAACUCUGUAGUACAGAGUGCAUUCUGCACAGAAGCUAUUAAUGGAGACAGCUCACCAUCUCCUACUCACAUUGCAGCCAGACCCAAAAAUACACCAGUACCAAAACCACUUGCAGCUCAGCCCGUCAACAGCACUGUUAAUGGUGAGUCAUCUGCCUCUGCACCAGAAGCUGGUAAUUCUUCUGUCUCCGAGGCAGUGGUAGGUUCAGCAGAAGCUCCCAUGUCUACAGAUUGCACUAACACUACAGUAGAACCUCAGUCAACAGCAGAAGCAGCUAGUUGUUCCGAAAGCCACGCUAAUACGUUACCUGUUGUGUCUGCUGGACUAGAAGAUACUGCUACAACAGACUGUGCUCAACCUAAUGCCAGAAACAGUACAGCAGCAGAUGCAGCAAAACCAAGGGAAUCCUCCUCAACCUCAAGUGCAUCCGGAGAGCCUGUAAGACAGCAGCCUGGUAAUGUCAGUACAGAACCUUUGCCACCAGGAUGGGAGCAAAGAAAGGAUCCUCAUGGUAGAACCUAUUAUGUUGAUCACAACACACGAACUACAACAUGGGAAAGACCACAGCCCUUACCUCCUGGCUGGGAAAGAAGAGUUGAUGAUCGCGGAAGAGUUUACUAUGUGGACCAUAACACCAGAACAACAACAUGGCAGCGACCAACAAUGGAAUCAGUCAGGAACUUUGAGCAAUGGCAAUCUCAGCGUAAUCAACUGCAGGGAGCUAUGCAACAAUUUAACCAACGAUACCUCUAUUCGGCUUCAAUGUUAUCAGCAGAAAAUGAUCCACUUGGGCCUUUGCCACCAGGCUGGGAAAGGAGAGUGGAUUCAAAUGAUAGGGUGUAUUUUGUAAAUCAUAACACAAAGACAACACAAUGGGAAGACCCUCGAACUCAAGGUUUACAAAAUGAGGACCCGCUUCCAGAGGGCUGGGAAAUCAGAUAUACUAGAGAAGGUGUGCGAUACUUUGUUGAUCACAAUACUAGAACCACCACCUUCAAUGAUCCUCGUACUGGGAAAUCAUCUGUAAAUAAAGGGCCACAGAUUGCUUACGAGCGUAGCUUUAGGUGGAAACUUGCUCAUUUCCGUUACUUGUGUCAGUCCAAUGCACUGCCAAGCCAUGUGAAAAUCAAUGUAUCCAGACAGACUUUGUUUGAGGAUUCCUUCCAGCAAAUUAUGGCAUUAAAACCCUAUGAUUUGAGAAGGAGAUUAUAUGUUAUAUUCAGAGGAGAAGAAGGACUGGAUUAUGGUGGCUUGGCAAGAGAAUGGUUUUUCUUGCUUUCCCAUGAAGUACUGAACCCUAUGUACUGCCUAUUUGAAUAUGCUGGCAAGAGCAACUAUUGCCUGCAGAUAAAUCCAGCAUCAACAAUCAAUCCUGACCAUCUUUCAUAUUUCUGUUUCAUUGGACGCUUUAUUGCCAUGGCAUUGUUUCAUGGGAAAUUUAUUGACACUGGUUUUUCUCUGCCUUUCUACAAACGAAUGCUAAGCAAGAAACUUACUAUUAAGGAUCUAGAAUCUAUUGAUACUGAAUUUUACAACUCCCUGAUUUGGAUAAGGGAUAAUAACAUUGAAGAGUGUAACUUGGAAAUGUAUUUCUGUGUGGAUAUGGAGCUCUUAGGAAAAGUAACCUCACAUGAGCUGAAAUCAGGAGGUUCAAAUAUCUUGGUAACUGAAGAGAACAAAGAAGAAUAUAUUGGGCUAAUGGCUGAGUGGCGGUUUUCUCGGGGAGUUAGAGAACAAACCAAAGCUUUUCUUGAUGGUUUUAAUGAAGUUGUUCCUCUACAGUGGCUACAUUACUUUGAUGAAAAGGAGCUGGAGGUUAUGCUCUGUGGUAUGCAAGAGGUUGAUUUAGCAGACUGGCAAAGGAACACUGUUUAUCGUCAUUAUACAAGGAACAGCAAACAGAUCAUAUGGUUCUGGCAGUUUGUAAAAGAGACAGACAAUGAGGUUCGCAUGAGACUUCUGCAGUUUGUCACUGGCACUUGUCGAUUACCUCUGGGUGGAUUUGCUGAACUAAUGGGAAGUAAUGGUCCUCAGAAAUUCUGCAUUGAAAAAGUUGGUAAGGAAACCUGGUUACCAAGAAGUCACACUUGUUUCAAUCGUUUGGAUUUGCCACCCUAUAAAAGCUAUGAACAACUGAAAGAGAAGCUGCUCUUUGCCAUUGAAGAAACAGAGGGAUUUGGUCAAGAGUAGAAGUGGCUUCUAGUCUAAAAGGAGAUCCUACAUAUUAAAAGGCCCAACCAACUAAAAUUGCACACUUAAUUGUAUAUAAGCUUUUUGUUCUGUACAGUGAUCUUUCUGGAACUCUAAAAGUAUAAUUGUUCUCCGUUCUUCCACAAAGAUAUGCAAAACAGUUCAGCCUUUUCUACUUUUAUUUAUUGCCCUUCCAAAAGACCAGAAAAAUCCCUCAUAAAUUUUGAAAGCAGACAAGAGACUUAUUUAAAAUAUAUAUUAAAAAUAUAAAUAUAUAUACUAAUAAGCUCUAGUUUUAUAGAGCUUUAAGUGUAUGAAAAGUUGCAGCCAUUUAAAAGGGCCUGGAUUUGCUUUAUCUUGGCUUUAUUAUUUAGAAAAAUGUUUAAACUGCUCUGUGUUCUCUCUUAAGAAACAUCUCCAAGUUUGUUUUAUUGCAUGGCUGUUCUAAAAGGUGUUAAAGGCUUAGGCCAAACGUAUCCUAAAUAUGUAGAAAGAUGCUGCUGGUAUUUGAGAUGACAGAAUACAAUGUUCUGUCAGUUUAAUUUUUUAAAAUACGUAAAUAGCUGAUAUAUCCCUCUCUACUACACUGAUGUAGCCAAGGUCAUGAAUAAAGCCUUUAUUACUUGCACAGGAGUCAUGUACAAUAAGUUGAAUGUGAUUUACUGUUGAAAGGAAUUGGUGCCACUGUUCUGACUUAUCGUAGGAGCUGAACAGAAUAUUUUAAUUCAUUUGAGCAGCAUUGAAAUUUGUUUACAUAUUACCUUGGGUUAUUACCACGAGGAUGUUAGGUAAUCUUCAAAGAAAAAAUUAAUAAUAAAAGAGAAACUAUUACACAUUCUCUCCUUGGUCUGGUGUCUUACAGGUGUGUGUUUUUUUUUUUUGUUUUUUUUUUACUUUUCAAUCUGUAUCCUUUUCACAACUUCAUAGAGUAUAUUAAUGUAAACUGAGAUGUAAGGGUCUACAAAAGGUAGUGUGAAUUUUGCUGCUUUCUAUGCUCAUGUUCAGUUUCAGUUACUGGAUCUAGUAAACCCAAAUAAACUAAAGUUAUAUAAGCUUUGCACAGAUAAAAGUAUUUUAAAGUAUUAAAUACUCUUAUUCCUCUUAAAUUCCUGUAGAAAUUCAGUUGUACCUGAAUUAAGUAUGUCUAAAACCUGUCAUUCUUUUAUGUAGACCAAGUUUCUCCUAAGUACACAGUAAUAAAAAGUGAUUUUUUUUGGUGUUGAGGGCAUUUGCUGAACUGCAAAGAUAUUUAAAAAAAGUUACCAUACUUUAUUCAUGUGAAUUAUAUUAAAUGCUACUUUUUAGCAAACUGUGCUUCCUUAUUAUAGAGUAAAAAUGUUUAAAAUUACCAUUUGUAUUAUGCUUUAAUAUUAACUGUAAAUUCCAUUACAUUUAACUUAUACAGAAUUUUGUACACACAUGAAAAUGAUUUCUUAGACUAUGAUUAAAAACAUUUCUGUAACAUAUCAUAUUGCACUGUUAAAAGUGUACAUGCAGAAAAAAAAUAGUUAUAUCUGUUCUUAUAUCUUUCCAAUACAGCAACUGAAUUCUGCCAAAAUUUUAUUUUUCUACAUAUCGGAUUCUCCUGAGGCUUUGUAUCCAAAUGCACAGUUUGCUGUGGAGCUGUUACCUGUACGGAACCUUGAUAGCAGCGGUACUGCAACUGGCCCAACAUACUGCUAGCUUGCAUUAACUUCCCAAAAGAGGUUCAACAACUGCCAUUUGAAGGUUUUUCAUACUACACCAAAUAUCUUCUGCAAAGCCAUUUUCAUAAAUACAUCAUUAAUUUCAAGUGUAAAUCCACCUAAAUUAUGGUUUAUGCUGGUUAGAAUGGAGGAAGCUUUAAAAAAAAAAAAGUCAAAGGCAGGGCAACAGAAGUGUGUGUGGCUUGCCUAAAAGACAGUUAUGAGGGCUAAAUGUCGUACAGUUGAACUUUAUGAAUUUGCACUAAUGAAUGACUUGGUAACCCACUACCAACUGCUGAACUUUGUGAAUCUGUGAGUAAGCGAAUAAUAAUAAAAAGACAGCACAUCA